UCAUUUCAUCUCAUUUCAUUUCCCACGCCUGCAACCUUUUUGAAGAAAAAGCCAACUUCUUUCUGAAACUGAUUUCCUCUCCUCGAAAAAGUUGUCCCAUAUCGUCGUCUUCUUUCCAAUUUUUUAUCACUUCAUCACUGUCGUUAAGAUUUCUCUUCUUACUUUAAUAAUACCAAUCGCUCACAUCCAUCUAUACAAUUGAAGGAAAGGAAAAGAAGUAAACGAAGUUCUACGCAUACAUAACCACCAUCCGGAAGGGAAAGAGAAAGUAAUUUGUUUACGAUAAUUGCACAUCAAAGGGUGAGUCGAUUUCUUGAAACUUUCCUGCAACACUCAUCUCUCCUUCCUUCUUGAUUGAAUCGAUUCAUCGAAGCGGUGUUUAUUCACUACAAUUCACUCGAUUUAUCAUCAAUCACGCAUUCAUUCAUUCAAUCAAUCAAUCCUUCCUUCAUCUCUUGUUUGAUUGACUCCUUCCUUCCUUCCUUCCUUCCUUCCUACAAUCAAAUCAGUUGCUUCCUGCACCUACAAAUUUCUUGGUCCAUCUUCAGGAAUUCUGAUCAUCAGCCACCUCGUCCUCCGUUGAACAAUCUCUCAACUGCAUCGCAACUUUAUUCAUCUUCGAUCAACACUUUUUGCAUUCUUCUUACGACCAUUGGACUAACAAUUGCGAAGUUACUGUAGAAGCACUUCGAAUCAAUCAUGUUCUCUAAAAUCCUCCUCCCGGCUCUCGCAGUCAUCGGCACUGCAGCUGGUAAGUUUUCAAUAUUUCACCCAUUUAUUCAUAGUUGGCUCAGCAGAUUCUACACACUCGAUCUGCGGUGGCGUUUAGGACUAUCUCAAUUGCCAGUUGAGAUUAUAUUUACUGACUGUAAUCUUUUCAGCCGCUACAAGCUCCAUCUGCUCCCAAUCAACCGCCACCAUCAACAACGCUGCUGAUGCCACCGCUUUGGCUGAUUGCAAAACUAUCAAGGGUGACGUUCUCGUCAGUACCGCCGCUGUUGCUACUAUCCAACUUGACGGACCUGAAGAAAUCGACGGUGAUUUGAUCGUUGAGAACAAUGGAGCCCUCACAUCUCUCUCAAGUACCACUAUUUCCACUAUCACUGGUACUUUCGGACUGAGUAAUUUGACUCUUUUGUCCACUCUUCAAUUCAACGCCCUCGACACCGUUGGCACCAUUAACUGGGCUGCUCUUCCAGCUCUCUCAGCCCUUACUUUCACCAAGUCGGUCAGGACCGCGAGUAGUGUUACCAUCACCAACACCUUCUUGAACAGUCUCGAUGGUAUCAACUUGAACACCGUAGACACCUUGAACAUCAACAACAACAAUCGUCUCAGAACAUUCAGCACCCAAGUCGGCAAUGUUACCACUCUCCUCAACAUUGACUCCAACGGAAGAAACUUGGAUGUUUCCUUACCUAACCUUAUUUGGGCGGCCAACAUUACCUUACGUAACGUCUCAAGUAUCAGCAUUCCAUCUUUGGCCGUUGUCAACGGAUCCCUCGGUUUCUACGAGAACUACUUCACCAGUGUCAGUGCUCCAAACUUGACAUCCGUCGGCAACACUGCCAACGGACAAGGUGGAUUCGCUUUCGUUGCCAACCCAAGUCUCGCCAACAUCACCAUCCCUAUGCUUCAGACUGUCGGUGGUGCUUUCCAAAUUGCCAACAACUCCGCUCUCGGUGCUAUCAACUUCCCAGAGUUGACACAAGUUGGAGGUGCUAUUGAUUUCUCUGGAAACUUCACUACGUAAGUUCUUUAUUUAUGCAAACUCUCGCUGUGAUCAUUAGCUAACGUUGUUAUUCUAGCCCUGAACUGCCAAAGCUCAACGACGUCAAGGGUGGUUUCAACAUGCAAUCCACCACCUCCAUUGACUGCUCUGGAUUCCAAUCUGAGCACGCCAGUGGUAACAUCCAAGGUACUUACACUUGCAAGACCACUGCCAACGCUCAAUCCGGAACCGGAACCAGCUCCAGCUCCGGCUCCAGCUCCUCUUCAAGUUCAUCUGCUUCUGCUAGCAAGGGUGCUGCUGUCUCAUACGGUGUUAACGAGGCACUCAUGGGUGUCUCUGUUAUUGGAGGUUUCUUGAGCAUGUUGUUGUAAAUCAUUGGGACGUCGGCGUUUUUCCUUUAAUUAUCACAUUAGAAACUAAUAUGCCACGUUCUCUCUUUUUUACAUGACUUUUCAUAAGCUUUUGAGCGGGUUUUCACCUUCAUUAGGAUCGUUAGGGACGUGUGCUUUGCAUAUCCAUCGCUGUCAAGGUUGCUCUACUUGUGCAUCUGUUGCAUUGAUGGUUUUUAGAAAAAUCCAUGAAGGCAUUUAGGGGGAAGGGAGGGAAGGAAAACAUUAGGCUUUUGAGAAGAGAGAAUCCGAAAUUGUACAUUUGAAUAUUGUUUCCCCGAGAAUGAGAAGUGCAGAGAGUAAUAAUGAAUCUCUUUUUAAUCAUUAAAAAAU
Sclerotinia trifoliorum is the source of this 2454-nucleotide messenger RNA. The record is from the annotation of a GenBank genome assembly. Lineage: Eukaryota; Fungi; Ascomycota; Leotiomycetes; Helotiales; Sclerotiniaceae.